Molecule: messenger RNA, 657 nt
Organism: Seminavis robusta
Lineage: Eukaryota; Bacillariophyta; Bacillariophyceae; Naviculales; Naviculaceae
Source: the annotation of a GenBank genome assembly
AUGCACCAGAAAAGGAUUGGAGAAGUACAAGAAAGGAUUGUGAAACAUACCCUUGUUCAAAUUCAAAUUCAAAAAGAGCUGGUGAAGAGAGUGAAGAGAGUGAGUGGUUGUUUCGGAGCAAACUGCAGUUGCUCAACAACAACAACAACAACAACAAACAACACAACCACACAACAACAACAACAACACAACAACAACAACAAAAACAACAACAACAACACACAACAAAACAACAAAACAACACAAAACACAACAACAACAACACAACAACACAACAACAACACAACACACAAACAACAAACAACAACAACACACAACAACAAACAACAAAACACAACAACAACCAAACAAAACAACAACAACAACAACACACAACAACACAACAACAACCAACAACAACAACACACAACAACAAACAAACGAACCACACCAAACACAACAACACAACAACAACAACAACAACAACAACAACAACAACACACAACAACAACAACACAACAAACAAAACAACAACACAACAACACAAACAACAACAACAACAAACAACAACAACAACAACAACAACAACAACACAACACAACACACAACAACAACAACAACAACAACAACAACAACAGUUUGCACCAACCGUAUCUUUCUGUUGGCACGAAGUUUUAG